AUGCCACACCAACGAGUGAGACUUGCCGGAAAUUUGUAACGGGCGUUCGGGUCAGUGUCCGCUGGACAUUUACAAGAAGAACGGCAACCAGUGCGAGAUCAAUAAAGGCUACUGCUUCAAUGGCGUCUGCCCGACCCUGGACAGCCAAUGCCGACUCAUUUGGGGCGACGGCGGACUUUCGGGCGACCGCAAGUGUUUCGAGCAGUUCAAUUCGCAAGGAUCAAUCAACGGCCAUUGCGUGCAGGAUGCCCACAACAAUUACAUUCGCUGCGAUGCGGAGCACGUCAUGUGCGGAUCGCUGCAAUGCCAAAUGGGAACGCGCUACCCCAUCGUCGCCGGAAUGGAUCAAAUGUAUUCGAGGACUCUGGUCUCCAUGGCCGGACGGGAUUUCGAGUGCAAGAUCACCAGCGGGACCGUUGCGGCUGCCGAUCUGCCGGAUUUGGGGAUUGUGCGGGACGGAACUCCUUGCGGAAACAGUCUGAUUUGCAUGAACAAGACGUGCAGCAGCUUUUACCCGCACAUUGACCGAUCGAAAUGUCCCAGCAACAACGUUGCGCUGGAUUGCUCCGGCCACGGCGUUUGCUCCAACAUCAACUCGUGUUUCUGAGACGCCGGAUGGACUGGCCACGAUUGCUCGACCCAGACCAACGACAGUUACAUCCGCAGCGGCUUCCAGUCCGGCGACAAGAUGGGCGCCGCCGAGGCCUCCGAACGCGACUCGGUCAACGCUGGCGCCCUGGGAACGGGGGCUCCUCCGCCGCUCAACGGCGUCACAACCCUCAUGCCGGAAGCGCAAACCAGCAACAGCAAAACCACCUCCUACGGUAUACCCAUUCGAUCUAGCCUUUUAAUCCAAUUGAUUUAAGUUCAACGCAUAAGAAUUUAAGUGAUAAGAUAUUUGUCACUGUUUUGUGUUAUAGCUCGUAAAGUUUCAGGUGAAAAGGGUGGCAGUUAUGAAGGUGUUAGUUCGCUAACGAUGGCCCU
Daphnia pulicaria is the source of this 984-nucleotide messenger RNA. RefSeq names its product disintegrin and metalloproteinase domain-containing protein 23-like. The record is from RefSeq and is a predicted model, not a curated record. The transcript is spliced from 4 exons. NCBI's taxonomy places the organism in Eukaryota, Metazoa, Arthropoda, Branchiopoda, Diplostraca, Daphniidae. Bases 287 to 607 code for a protein of 106 amino acids.